AUGAGCCUCACCAAGUACCUCAUAAUUUUCAUAUCCUUGAUUCAUCAUCAACUCAUCUCCGCAGAUUCUAACUGCCUCCGACGCUCAUUCCGCUGUCCGAAUGAUCUGGGCCUUCUCCAAUUCCCAAUCUCUAGCGCCAAUCAAACCACGUGUCGCGGCCCGUUGGCCGUCGACUGCGCGGGCCCAAGAAUCCAGCUCGAGAACGGCGGCCCGUGGUACGAUGUCGUCCGCCGGAUAUCCGAAAGCUCGUUCAGGAUCCGAGACCCGCUUCUCCAAACCAGACUGAACGCAUCCAGCUGUAGCUCCUUCGUGCGGGGCCUGAGCCUGCCGACGAGCUCGCCGAGUAUUUCGCUGAGGGCAUCGUCCCGGGUCAUGACCGUUUUCCGGUGCAACGACCCGCCCCUGAAUCAGGACCCGACCCUCAUAAACCGAUACUUCUUCGCACAGAACUACACCAGGUUCGCGGGCUGCCCCGGGUUCGUGGUGUUCUAUAGGUCGCCGGGGAACUGGUCGGAUGGCGGAGAAGUCGGCGUGCCGGAAGCGUGCGAGGCUGUGGUGCUGCCGCUCGGGGGUUCGAGGGAUGUGUUUGGUUUAUUUGGGGGGUUGAGUGGGGAGUUUGAUGUGGAAUGGAAUGUGUCUGCUGUUUGUUUGGAGUGUUAUCAAAGGGGAGGGGUUUGUGGGAGUAGUAAUGGGAAUCACUUCACUUGCAGAUCAGAAGGAGGUAAAAAGAACACAGUCAAAGUGGCUCUACUCACAGGUGGCAUAGACCACAAGAAUUUCGCCCACAAACAGUAUCGAUACUCGGAUCUCAAGAAAAUCACAAAGUCGUUCAAAGAAAAGCUCGGCGAAGGAGGCUACGGCAGUGUGUACAAAGGCGAACUUCCCGACGGCCAUCUAGUCGCCGUGAAGAUGCUCAUAAACGAGUCCAAAGACAACAACAAUGGGAGCGAGUUCAUAAACGAGGUCGCGAGCAUUAGACGAACCUCCCACGUCAAUAUAGUCACCCUACUAGGCUUUUGCGUCGAGGGCUCCAAACGGGCCCUCGUCUAUGAGUUCAUGCCAAACGGCUCUCUCGACAAGUACAUCAACAAUACUCUUGAAUCUCAGUUCUUGGGAUGGGAAAAACUGUCCGAGAUCGCACAUGGCGUCGCUCGGGGACUCGAGUACCUACACCAAGGUUGCAACACGCGGAUCGUGCACUUGGACAUGAAGCCCCACAAUAUCCUUCUCGACAGAGAGUUCAACCCGAAAAUCUCGGAUUUUGGGCUAGCGAAACUAUGUCCUAACCGGUCGAGCGUAGUGUCUAUGCGUGGGGCAAGAGGGACGAUGGGGUACAUUGCGCCAGAAGUCUUUUGUAGGAAUUUUGGCGAGGUUUCGUAUAAAUCUGAUGUUUAUAGCUACGGGAUGAUGGUUUUGGAGAUGGCCGGUGGCACAGGGAAUAUCAAGAGGGUUGAUGUUGACAAUACAAGUGAUGUGUAUUUUCCAAACUAUUUGUACAAGCAACUGCAGAUGGAGGUCGGAAGUGGGGUGAGGCUCGAUAGGGUUGUGGAUGGAGACGAGAGUGGGUUAACAAGGAGAAAGUUGAUAAUCGUGGGGAUGUGGUGCAUACAGAUCGACCCAAAAGAUAGGCCGACGAUGAGCAAGGUGAUUGAGAUGUUGGAGGGAAAAUUAGAAUCGUUGAGUGUACCACCAAAACCCUACUUAUCUUCGCCACCGAGACCAGGUGCGUGUUCGUUGGCCUCUUUGCAGCAAAGUUCAACUCCGAGUUUAUCAUCCUCUCGUUCUUUGUAG
This is a messenger RNA of Striga hermonthica, 1791 nucleotides long. The record is from the annotation of a GenBank genome assembly. Lineage: Eukaryota; Viridiplantae; Streptophyta; Magnoliopsida; Lamiales; Orobanchaceae.